This is a messenger RNA of Silurus meridionalis, 932 nucleotides long. It is a transcript of the gene cnpy1, whose product is annotated as canopy FGF signaling regulator 1. The transcript is spliced from 6 exons. The coding region runs from base 213 to 767 and encodes 184 amino acids. NCBI's taxonomy places the organism in Eukaryota, Metazoa, Chordata, Actinopteri, Siluriformes, Siluridae. Gene Ontology annotation, cellular component: endoplasmic reticulum. The record is from RefSeq and is a predicted model, not a curated record.
CUACAGUCCGGCACGUACAAUACCGAGAUAUGAGUCUGCCUUUUAUUCGUACAAAGGUCUAGGUUUCCGGAACACACACACACACACACACACACACGUGGUUUCGGUUCACCAGCUGAGUUUCUUUCCAUAAAACUAUCGUCGUGUUUAAAUCUUACUUUUAUACCCGGAAGAAGUUUUCCUCGCUCACCUGUUAUACACAGGUGUUCAUUAUGGUGCAGUGGAUCAGCUUCACGUUUGUCCUGAUGGCCAUCGUGUCCCAAACGGCGGAGGGGAAAAGAGACAAAGUGCUUUACUGCUCAGCCUGCAUGGCGAUUGCUGACGAGCUGAAACACUCGAUCAGCCAGACUGACCCCAAGAAGACCAUCCACGUGGGAGGCUUCAGGCUGAAUCCUGACGGAAGUCUGACUGAUAAAAAGGUUCCUCUGGCUCGCUCGGAGACUCACCUGUCCGAGCUGCUGGACGGAGUUUGUAAUAACAUGAGCGAUUACGCGCUUUACGAGGAUCCCGACACCAAACAACGCAGCUACAGGAGAUUCGCACCGAGGAGCAGCGAUGGCGGGAACUUCCCCGACUUCAAAAACUUUCAAUUCUCCGGACCCGAAGGUUCAGACGCCCUGAAGUUUGCUUGUGAAAGCAUCGUGGAGGAGCUGGAGGAUGACAUCAUCGCUCUGUUCGCACGGGAAGACGAGGAUGUGGCCCACAAGUUGUGUAGUGAAGUGUCAGCUCACUGUAAAAACACAGCGUUUCAGCGCGCUGAUCUUUGAUUUUAACACCAAUCACCUGGAACUCUCCGAGCCGAGCCGCGACCCGAACAGUACCACGACGACGGACCAGAACAAACCAGGGUGAAGUGUGUGUUUACACGGCGCUGUGAUGUUCAGCUGUAAUAUUAGUAUUUUAUAAAGAAUAAUAAAAGUGUUUUAAAUAAA